AAGUACACAUUUGUGGCUCCUAUUGAGUUGUUGUAGCUGCGGAUAAAUCGACCCAAAUGGUUCUUUAAGUGUUGAUGGUUGCAGACUUCUGGUUCAAAUUAAUACAAAUACAUUUUUAUCAGUAGAUAUUAUGUACUUUUUAAUAGCAACAAGUGCUAAUAUGUACUUUUUAGUAGAAAAGGUAACAAUUAAAGUUUUUUUUUGCUUUCUACUUUUGUUUUUUAAAGGAACCAAUUGUUCCUUAUUGAGGCUAUCGUGUUAAAAGGUGAUUAACAUUUUUAGGUAUUUUUUUGUUUGUGACUAAAAACUGAGUGAAUUUAAGUUUAAAGCAAAAAUCUCAAGCAGAGAUAGAGACUCAUGAGCCAGGGGGCAGAUAUAGAUUACCUGGAUUAUAGAUAUAAUUAUCUAUAUAGAUUAUAGAUUUUGUGUUGUGGUCAUGUGACAUGUCAGUACAGUCUCUCUUUUGUCCUGUGUACAUGUCAGUAUGCGUUGCGCCCAUGUGUGUGUGUGAAAGUGCUGAUGGGACUCCCCAAAAUCCCCUUUUUUUUCUCAGCUGCAGUGGAAACUCAAAGCUACAGGAGAACUCUCCAGCGCUUCGGCUUUGUUGCACGGCGGCUCUUUGUCCCUGGAGGUGUGCUGUUGUGUUGGUACUGUACCUGUUGAUGUACAUCAGCCUGUGCUCCCCACCUGGUAUAAAUAGCAUGAGAUGUGUACCCACUGGUGAUUCUGUGAAGAAAAAAAAAGCAUGGCUGUACCGGGCCCUCCUCUGUCUUGGCUUCUGCCUCUGUUGCUGCUGUCGAGUGAGGCUUCCUGGCCUGCAGCUGCAUUCACUCUCAAUGCGGGACAGGAGGCAGAGCACAAAAUCCUCCACCUGGAUUGGCCUCAGGACUGCGGUAUGGCUCACUUUAAACCCAACAUGGCCGAGAGGAUUGUGUCUGGGAAUGAAGCCCGCCCUCACUCCUGGCCCUGGCAGGUCUCUUUGCAAGUUCGUCCCAGAGGGAGCAAGCAUUACGUCCAUGUCUGUGGAGGAACUCUCAUCCAUAAAAACUGGGUCCUCACAGCAGCUCACUGCUUCCAGAAGGGGAAAGCUGAGGAUGCUGGGAGCUGGAGGAUUGUGCUGGGGAAGCACAAGCUGAAGCGCUCUGAGACCGCAGAGAGGAUCUUCCCCGUCAGAAGGAUCUAUCGGCACGAAAGCUUCCGCUACCCCACCCACAGUGAGCUGGACUACGACAUCGCCCUGGUGAAGGCCGGCACAGACAUCCUCCCGUCAAACUUCAUCCGCUACGCCUGCCUGCCGCGCAAGCAGACCGGCCUCAGACCAGGACACUACUGCUGGGUCACAGGCUGGGGAGACACCCGCGGUGGGAAGGACAACGUCUCUCUGGCAGAAGCGUUGAAUCAAGCCCGUCUGCCCAUCAUUGACUUCAAAACCUGCCGGCAGAAGAAAUUCUGGGGUGAUCGAGUCAGAGACUCCAUGAUCUGCGCCGGAUUCAGAGACACAGAGGGCCCACCUGCUGCCUGCCAGGGCGACUCUGGGGGGCCUCUGCUGUGCCAGCUGGACCGGGACCGCUGGGAGGUGCACGGAGUGGUGAGCUUCGGCCCCAUCGGCUGCACCGUGGAGAACAAACCCAGCGUGUUCACCCGCACUGCCACCUACAUCCCGUGGAUUGAGGCGACUCGCAUCAGGGACUUCUUCCUGCACUGAGGGAACUCAGCAAACCAAAGCUCCUCUGCAGACACUUCCUGAUGGAAAUGCAGCUUCUCAAACCCUGAUUGUUUAGGACAGACACUGCCUUGCAUUGUGAUUAUCUUUCAGCUUUAAAAGUGAUUAAAAAACUAAACAAAUUCUCAA
Messenger RNA from Oryzias melastigma (Indian medaka), 1852 nucleotides. RefSeq lists its product as uncharacterized. The coding region runs from base 746 to 1705 and encodes 319 amino acids. The transcript has 6 exons. NCBI's taxonomy places the organism in Eukaryota, Metazoa, Chordata, Actinopteri, Beloniformes, Adrianichthyidae. Gene Ontology annotation, biological process: proteolysis. Gene Ontology annotation, molecular function: serine-type endopeptidase activity. The record is from RefSeq and is a predicted model, not a curated record.